Molecule: messenger RNA, 4323 nt
Organism: Ylistrum balloti
Lineage: Eukaryota; Metazoa; Mollusca; Bivalvia; Pectinida; Pectinidae
Product: adenine phosphoribosyltransferase-like
Exons: 4
Coding region: 1-516 (171 amino acids)
Biological process (GO): adenine salvage; AMP salvage
Cellular component (GO): cytoplasm
Molecular function (GO): adenine phosphoribosyltransferase activity; adenine binding; AMP binding
Source: RefSeq, a predicted model, not a curated record
AUGGACGCGUUGAAAUUGGAUGAGUUGGCAAUACUGCCACUCAUGGAGAAGGAAAAGCAUGUAAAUAUAUUUCCUGUACUACUUCAUCCAUCCCUCUUCAAAGACCUAAUAGAUGUGAUGAUGGACAGCAUCCGUACAAAUGCUGCUGGUGUCCAGCUGAUAAUGGGACUCGAGGCUCGUGGAUUUCUGUUUGGGCCAGUGGUUGCCCAGGCCCUUGGUGUAGGGUUUGUUCCUGUACGCAAGGCUGGGAAGCUACCCGGGGAGACAUUCAGCAUAACGUACAAACUUGAAUAUGGCCAGGAUACGUUUGAUAUAGCUAAGGAUUGUGUGAAGCCUGGAGAGAAGGUGGUGAUUAUAGAUGAUCUUUUAGCAACUGGAGGUACAAUGAAGGCAGCAUGUGAUUUAGUGAAUAUGGCUGGGGGAGAGGUCCUUCAGUGUCUGGUAAUCAUGGAGUUGAUGGAUUUGCAUGGACGGGACAAAGUACCAAAAUCUGUGACAUCACUCAUAAAAUACUGAUGAAUCAGGAUCUAUGAAAAAAAGGAAAAACAUCGUAAUGAACCAUGAGAUUUUUGUGUUUUACAAAUUUACAAAAAAGUCAUUGGUAUUUUCACAUUUUUAUUCCAUAUGAAAAAAAAUCCAACUUAGAUACAGAUAACAUCAAUUGCUGUUUCAUUAACUAGAUAUUUAUAGAACCACUCUAACCCUUGAAGGCAAACCUCAACCUGCAAAGAAACCUGAUCAAAUUGCUUAACUCUCAGCAUGCCUAGUGCUUACAACUUGAUGAUAUAUAUCCCAGGGUUGAGAUACCCUAUUUGUUGUCACAAAUGUAUUUAUCCUUGAUGUGAAAGGAGCAUCCGCCAUCACUAUCCUAGUGUGAGACAAGGAAAUUUCAAACCAGUAAAAGAUUGGAUGCAUCUAAAUCUCACACCAGUAAAAGAUUGAAUACAUCUAAAUCUCACACCAGUAUUAGAGUAGAUACACCUUGAUCUCACACCAGUAUAAGAGUAGAUACAUCCAAAUCUCACACCAGUAAAAGAUUGAAUACAUCUUAAUCUCACACCAGUAUAAGAGUAGAUACAUUUAAAUCUCACACCAGUAAAAGAUUGAAUACAUCUAAAUCUCACACCAGUAUAGGAGUAGAUACAUCUAAAUCUCACACCAGUAAAAGAUUGGAUGCAUCUAAAUCUCACACCAGUAAAAAAUUGGAUACAUCUAAGUCUCACACCAGUAUAAGAGUAGAUACAUCUAAAUCUCACACCAGUAAAAGAUUGAAUACAUCUAAAUCUCACACCAGUAUAAGAGUAGAAACAUCUAAAUCUCACACCAGUAUAAGAGUCGAUACAUCUAAAUCUCACACCAGUAUUAGAGUAGAUACAUAUAAAUCUCACUCCAGUAAAAGAUUGGAUACAUCUAAGUCUCACACCAGUAUAAGAGUAGAUACACCUCAAUCUCACACUAGCAAAAGAGUAGAUACAUCUAAAUUUUAAACCAGUAAAAUAUAAGAUACAUCUAAAUCUCACACCAGUAUAAGAGUAGAAACAUCUAAAUCUCACACCAGUAAAAGAUUGGAUACAUCAAAAUCUCACACCAGUAUAAGAUUAGAUACAUCCAAAUCUCACACCGGUAUUAGAGUAGAUACACCUUAAUCUCACACAAGUAAAAGAUUGAAUACAUCUAAAUCUCACACCAGUAUAAGAGUAGAUACAUCCAAAUCUCACACCGGUAUAAGAGUAGAUACAUCCAAAUCUCACACCGGUAUAAGAGUAGAUACAUCUAAAUCUCACACCAGUAAAAGAUUGAAUACAUCUAAAUCUCACACCAGUAUAAGAGUAGAUACAUCUAAAUCUCACACCAGUAUAAGAGUAGAUACAUCUAAGUCUCACACCAGUAUAAGAGUAGAUACACCUAAAUCUCACACCAGUAAAAGAUUGAAUACAUCUAAAUCUCACACCAGUAUCAGAGUAGAUACAUCUAAAUCUCACACCAGUAUAAGAUUAGAUACAUCCAAGUCUCACACCAGUAUUAGAGUAGAUACAUCAAAAUCUCACACCAGUAUAAGAGUAGAUACAUCUAAAUCUCACACCAGUAUAAGAGUAGAUACACCUUAAUCUCACACCAGUAUAAGAGUAGAUACAUCUAAAUCUCACACCAGUAUAAGAGUAGAUACAUCUAAAUCUCACACCAGUAAAAGAUUGGAUACAUCUAAAUCUCACACCAGUAUCAGAUUAGAUACAUCUAAAUCUCACACCAGUAUAAGAUUAGAUACAUCUAAGUCUCGCACCAGUUUUAGAGUAGAUACACCUUAAUCUCACACAAGUAAAAGAGUAGAUACAUCUAAAUUUUAAACCAGUAAAAUAUUGGAUACAUCUAAAUCUCAUACUAGUGAAAUAUUGAAUACACCCCAAUCUCACACCAGUAAAAGAUUGAAUACAUCUAAAUCUCACACCAGUAUCAGAGUAGAUACAUCUAAAUCUCACCAGUAUUAGAGUAGAUACAUCUAAAUCUCACAACCCAUGAAAGAUUGAAUACACCUCAAUCUUACACCAGUAUAAGAGUAGAUACAUCUAAAUCUCACACCAGUAUUAGAGUAGAUACAUCUAAAGCUCACUCCAGUGAAAGAUUGAAUACAUCUAAAUCUCACACCGGUAUAAGAGUAGAUACAUCCAAAUCUCACACCGGUAUAAGAGUAGAUACAUCUAAAUCUCACACCAGUAUAAGAGUAGAUACAUCUAAAUCUCACACCAGUAUAAGAUUAGAUACAUCUAAGUCUCACACCAGUAUUACAGUAGAUACACCUUAAUCUCACACUAGUAAAAGAGUAGAUACAUCUAAAUUUUAAACCGAGUUCAUGUAGUAGAGCCAAUGCCGUGUGUUCUCGUGGGGUGGUUAGUAGUAGAGCCCGGGAGGGUGAAACCGGUAGACGGUAUAAUAAAUCCUAGUAACUACCACUCCGCAGACUGUUGUGAUUGAUUCUUAUAGUCUAAAUUUUAAACCAGUAAAAUAUUGGAUACAUCUAAAUCUCAUACUAGUGAAAGAUUGAAUACAACCCAAUCUCACACCAAUAUAAGAGUAAAUACAUCUAAAUCUCACACCAGUAAAAGAUUGAAUACAUCUAAAUCUCACACCAGUAUAAGAGUAGAUACAUCUAAAUCUCACACCAGUAUAAGAGUAGAUACAUCUAAAUCUCACACCAGUAAAAGAUUGAAUACAUCCAAAUCUCACACCUGUAUAAGAGUAGAUACAUCUUAAUCUCACACCAGUAAAAGAUUGGAUACACCUUAAUCUCACACCAGUAAAAGAUUGGAUACACCUUAAUCUCACACCGGUAUAAGAGUAGAUACAUCUAAAUCUCACACCAGUAUAAGAGUAGAUUCAUCUAAAUCUCACACCAGUAAAAGAUUGGAUACAUCUAAAUCUCACACCAGUAUAAGAGUAGAUACGUCUUAAUCUCACAACAGUAAAAGAUUGGAUACACCUUAAUCUCACACCAGUAAAAGAGUAGAUACAUCUAAAUUUUAAACCAAUAAAGUAUUGGAUACAUCUAAAUCUCACACAAGUGAAACAUUGAAUACACCUAAAUCUUACAAAAUUCAUAAAAAAUAAAUUCCCCACAAAAAUUAAUGAAUUUUCACUAUCAUCAUGCAAUAUUUCUGUUAUAUUCCAACUUAGGUCAUCAUGUUAUUUACAUAAGUGUUUAUUCAUAUUGAUUAAAGGGAAAACUGCAUUCAGCUUUUUUUUUAUAUAUGUUUAAAAUUUAUUAUGUUUAUGAACUUUUUCAAUCAGUUAUUGAUUUCACUGUUAUGUAUCAAAUGGUUUCUUGGAAACCUGGAUCUUAAUCUAAGGUUGACUAAAGCUACAAAUGUAGCACAGGGGUAUGUGGCAUUAAAUUUCAAAGUUCAAAACUAAUUCAUGUAAAAAGCUAACUUGUUUAUUUACUUCUGAACUUCAAAAAUUAUCAUUACAUGCUUCUGUGCAUAUAGUUGUACAAACAUGUUCAUUAACAAAAAAAUAUUUCCAGCUUGUUCUUUACAAUGAAAACAUUAGGAUUUUUACCCAAAGUUUUCAUUAAAACCAAGUAUAUUUUAUCAAAUGUUAUCGAGAAUAUUAAGAUUUUUACCCAAAUUGUUCAUGAAAACAAAGUAUAUUCUAUCAAAUGUUAUUGAGAAUAUUGGGAUUUUUCCCCAAAUUGUUCAUUAAAACAAAGUAUUUUUUAUCAAAUGUUAUUGAGAAUAUAAGGAUUUUUUCACAAAUUUUUCAUUAAAACAUUUAUCAAAUGUUCAGUAUAAGAGGUAAGGUAUAAAGUUUUGUUUAAAAGUAAAGAGG